AAGAUUUUCCCUCUGCAAACGCGGUCGCAGGUCAUUUCAUCAUUAUGGAGAGAGACGCCGAUGUUCUUGGAAAAUAUAGAACAGUGUCAAAUAAAUUGAAAAAGAGAUUUCUUAAAAGACCAAAUGUUGCUGAGGGUUGUGAACAAUAUGGUGCCCUAGCAAAGUCAUUAAAACACCAGGAAUGUCCACAGUAUGCUGCAUUUUGUCACCUUGCUCAGGCCAGAUGUGAACAUACCCUUGUGAAUGCGGCGGGUGAGACUCAAGCCUUGGUGAAUGCUGCCAGGGAGUUUAUCAAGGCGGAGGAAGAUAAUGUCGGAAUAAAAUGUCUGAGUUUUCAGGAGCAUCUGACAGCUGCUAUCAACUGCUACAGUCAUGCUAUUAGAGUUCAUAUUGAGAAUAAGAAUAUGUCAUUGGCUGCUGCCUUGUCACUGGAGCUGGGUAAUGCACUACAGAAGUUAAACAAGCCAGGUGAAGCUAUGGCACAUUUCCAGAGAGCAGCUGAGCUUCAAUCACAGAGUCCACUUGAUUGUCUGGUGUCACUUGGUCAUGUUGCUUCCUGUAAGAUUGAAACAAGAGAUUAUGAUGGAGCUCUUGGUGUGUUUACAGAAAUGGCGUACCUGGCACAGGAAAGUGGAGGUUCAAGUGUAACAGGAAAACCUAUAGGAGCAUAUUGUGACAUCCUAGCCAGAUGUGAGAUAACCAGAGUAUUGUUGCUGAUGUUGUUACAGCCAACUCCACAAAGAAUACGACCAGAGCAUGCACAAACACUGGAGAAAUAUGCAUGGGAAUCAUCAGAAGACAAUACUAUAGCACAAUUUUUAGAUGAAGAUGUAUUUCUUAUGCUACAGUCUGUUGUGAUGGCAUGCCAGUCACAUGACAUAGAGGCCCUACAGGCGAUCCAGGUAGAGUUGUGGCCAAUGCUGUCGGCAGAACAGAAUGAGUUGUUACAUCAUGUGAUACAGGAGCUGGCCCAUCCGUCAGGAGAGGGACUGUAACUUCAUCAUGUGAUACAGGAGCUGGCCCAUCCAUCAGGAGAGGGACUGUAACUUCAUCAUUGAUACAGGAGCUGGCCCAUCCAUCAGGAGAGGGACUGUAACUUCAUCAUACUUUAUAUAAAUGUGCAAUAUGUAUACUUUAACUUAAUUCAGUCAUUCCAGGAAAUACUUUUUUUUUUCCAAAAUAGCUAUAUAAAUGUAUAAUGUAAAGAAACAGAUAGUAAGAUGCAACCAUUAUGUUGCUGCCAAGUUAAGUUUAUAUAUCUGUUAGAGCUUAAGUGAAUGUUCAAUGUGAUUAUUUCAAGAUACCUUUAUAUUUUGUUUUCUUGUUUAAAUAGUAAAUUUUGAUUUUGAGUUAAUAUUGGUCAACUAAGACCAGUUUUAAAUCCAUUUCCUAGAUAUUUUUUUAAUUUGGAUAUUUAGGUCCACUUAAAUUUUUAUUGACUUGCCCCACACUGUAAUUGAUUCACAAGGAAUAUUGUUUUCUUUGUGUAAGGAGAUUAUCUAUUACAUCUUAAAGAAAGCUGAUGGUUAUAAUUAAUAAUAAUGUAUGAAUGUGUGUCUGCUGUCUUUCUCC
Messenger RNA from Ruditapes philippinarum (Manila clam), 1572 nucleotides. Its product is annotated as 40-kDa huntingtin-associated protein-like. Gene Ontology annotation, molecular function: protein binding. Gene Ontology annotation, cellular component: early endosome. Gene Ontology annotation, biological process: vesicle cytoskeletal trafficking. The record is from RefSeq and is a predicted model, not a curated record. NCBI's taxonomy places the organism in Eukaryota, Metazoa, Mollusca, Bivalvia, Venerida, Veneridae. Bases 45 to 995 code for a protein of 316 amino acids. The transcript is spliced from 12 exons.